GGAGUGGAUUCUCCUCCUCCCGGAGUGCCCUACGGCACGGGGGCCGGACCCGGAAGUUCCGGGCAGAGUUCCAAGUGCCAGCGAGUCCUAUUGGGUGCGCGUGGAAACUAGGGUCAUGGCUGCCUCCGGCCCAGCGCUCUGCCUCUUCGACGUGGACGGGACCCUGACGGCCCCGCGGCAGAAAAUUACCAAAGACAUGGAUUGCUUUCUGCAAAAACUGAGGCAGAAGAUCAAAAUUGGCGUUGUCGGUGGGUCGGACUUUGAGAAAGUACAGGAGCAACUGGGAGAUGACGUUAUUAAAAAAUAUGAUUACGUGUUUCCAGAAAAUGGCUUGGUAGCAUACAGAGAUGGGAAACUCUUGUGUAAACAGAAUAUUCAAGGUCACCUAGGUGAAGCCCUAAUCCAGGAUUUAAUCAACUACUGUCUGAGCUACAUCGCAAAAAUCAAGCUCCCGAAGAAGAGGGGCACUUUCAUAGAGUUCCGUAACGGGAUGCUGAACGUGUCGCCGAUCGGAAGAAGCUGCAGCCAGGAAGAACGCAUUGAGUUCUACGAGCUUGAUCUGAAAGAAAACAUAAGACAAAAGUUCGUGGAGGAUCUGCGAAAAGAGUUUGCUGGGAAAGGCCUCACGUUUUCCAUAGGAGGCCAGAUCAGCUUCGACGUCUUCCCCGAUGGCUGGGACAAGAGGUACUGCCUGGGACACGUGGAGAAGGACGGCUAUAAGACCAUCUAUUUCUUCGGCGACAAAACCAUGCCAGGCGGGAAUGACCACGAGAUCUUCACAGACCCCAGGACGGUGGGCUACACGGUGGCGGCGCCCGAGGACACGCGCAGGAUCUGCGAGGAGCUCUUCUACUGACCAGCCCUCACCCUGUGGGAGGGGUCCCCCCAGCCCACCCUGCAGUCCUCGCUAUGGUCCCUGCUCAGCAGGGGAAUGGCCCUCCAUCUCCAGGGCCAGAGGAAAAGGCUUGUCAAGAACGGUUCCCAGGACUGCCUCCAGCAGAGUUACAUCCCCACCCGAGUCUCCGACCACCCCCACUCCACCCCAUUUGUGCAGUCACGGUGCCCCGGGGGUUUUGUUUUUAAACUUCCUCAUCAUUCUGGAAUGGUCCGGAGAGAAUGAAAUGAGUGAGCCUGGACCCUCCCUCUUCAUGGGUCUCAUGGCAAAUGUAACAGAUGUUCAUGCCGGGACCCCCUGCAUCAACACUGGAAGGGGGCUCUUGAUGAGAAAGGACAGGACAUUUAUGAUGAGCCGACCCCAGCACAGACGGUAAAGACAUUUCCAGAAAUGAAGCCCAUGAAUGUCUGCGCUAGCCCAGUGACCACUGACCCCUGGGACUUUGCACAUCUCUGGCUGAGGACUCGGGGUAGCUCCGUAUCCACUACACAUUGGUUCCGGGACAUGGACAGUGGAACCAACAGCCCCACUGAGAACUGGCCCGCAGGCUGGCCCAAGAUGCUGCUCUGAGCCCCGGCCCCGCGAGUGCCGAGGCCAUCGCACUUCACUCCUCAGGGAUCAGGGAAGGGCCUGAGCUGCUAACAGAUCUGGAGCCCGGUCUUUGAAUAAUAAGCCCUCCACCCCACCCCACCCCCACCUAGACUUUGACCCCAGGGCUGGAGCAGCUCUGUCAGGCCUCUGACCCUCUCUCCUCUCCUCCCUCCCGCCUCCCACAAGUUCCUGUGUGGCUGGAAGGACGGCAGCUCUGGCGUCAUCCAGAGCACGGACGCGAGCUUUCCAAGAAACGGUUCACACAUCACUUUUCAGCUUUGGUCCCUCCAGACCAGGGUAGGGUCAGUCCAGGCAUGACCUCUGCUGGGGACUCUCAGACUUGAACCUGAAUCUGGGGGUGGGGGAACUGGAGAGGGGUGUUCUGGCACCCUACAGUUGGUCCCCACCAGGUGCCUUCAUCAUAGAGGAACCUGGUUCCCCCCAGCCUCUCCUGAGCCCGGCUCGUCUUAGCCUGGAAGCAAGAAGCAGCCCCAGGCUGGAGGUCGGCCCCCACUGGCUGACGGUCACAUGCUAGGGUGACCGUUCUCAGCGGUCCUGGGGCAUCUUUCCUGGCUGGAUUUUACAAAUGAUACUGUAAUGAUCUUUCAAAAUGAAAAGUAGCAAAUUAAAGUGAUUUUAUUGGUUCCUGUUUCCCA
Messenger RNA from Capra hircus (goat), 2142 nucleotides. It is a transcript of the gene PMM2, whose product is annotated as phosphomannomutase 2. Gene Ontology annotation, molecular function: phosphomannomutase activity. Gene Ontology annotation, biological process: mannose metabolic process; GDP-mannose biosynthetic process; protein N-linked glycosylation. The transcript has 8 exons. The coding region runs from base 116 to 856 and encodes 246 amino acids. The record is from RefSeq and is a predicted model, not a curated record. NCBI's taxonomy places the organism in Eukaryota, Metazoa, Chordata, Mammalia, Artiodactyla, Bovidae. Gene Ontology annotation, cellular component: cytosol.